AUGGCCCCCGUCGGGGCGAUGAGCAGGGAGGAUGCAAGCGCCAACAACAGCGCGAAGCAGAGGGCUCCGCGACUGCUUCUGCUCCUGCUCCAAGCAAUGCUGCUGCCGCGGCACAUCGACGGUGGGCUGCAGCGCCCGCCGCCGCCGCCUGCGCCGACGCUGCACCAGUCAUGCAUGCUGCUGCAGGUGCUGCUGCCGCUGUCCCUGCACCCACUGCCGCUGCCGCCCCCAGCCCUUCUUCUCCUGCCACUG
Monoraphidium neglectum is the source of this 252-nucleotide messenger RNA. RefSeq lists its product as hypothetical. Lineage: Eukaryota; Viridiplantae; Chlorophyta; Chlorophyceae; Sphaeropleales; Selenastraceae. The annotation marks the transcript as partial. The record is from RefSeq and is a predicted model, not a curated record. The transcript has a single exon.